UGAUUUGGGGCUCAAAAAGCAGUUUUUAUAAAUAUAUUUUUUAUAAAAAUCGUGAUUUAUGUUUCCAGGAAUGUUUAGUGUAAGUUCAAAAGAACAGCAUUUCUUUGAAAUUAUUAUACUACGUUGUUGUUUUGCUAUCUAUCUACAUCUCUAUCUAAAAAUAUGUUUUACUCUCAAUGACCCUGACAUUUGAUCGGCAGCGUAGCUGAUACCAGAUGUGUACACGGUUAACAAUAUACCAGUUUAAUGCCAAAUGAAUAAAUCUUGUGUGUGUGUUUUAAACACUGGGUGGCGCUGUGCUAUAACCUUUCCUGCCGACCUUCUUCAUACACUCGCAGAAGGAAGAAGGAGAGACAGUGAGACGUCCCUUUGGUGGAAAAAAAAAAAUCUGACAAUUAUUGAAGAUAGGAAUCAUGCACACAGCUGCAAAUCCACAGCUCAACCCAUUUAGAAAUUAACUACUUGGGUGAAAUCGCAUGACAUCCACCCUUCUGCACUGCAAAAUACAGAAACAUCAACUGAUAGCAUCAGUAGAUUCUGCUGUAAGAUGUGACAGUAAAAAGACUGCUUGGUGUUUUACAUCUUAAGACUGCACAGAUGAUAAAGACUAUAUUCCGAGAUUGAAUGCAUGCAUGUUCAUAGUGCACGUUCAUUUUGGAUAACAGCAUUUUCUAAACGAACCAAUGUAAACUUGUGUGCAUUAAAACCACCAUAUUAUAAAUUACAGUGGAUGCAGUAAAAUAUGUAUGGAAUUACAUAUCAAGGAUUUUAAACAAGCUGUGCUGUACCUAACAAGGUUUAGCCAUAGAUUGCUGUCGUGGGCAAUAAUUUGCAGCAGAUAUAGUGAUUGCAAAAUUAUUAGAACACUAGUAUUUCACAAGCAAUGACAGACAGACAGAUGAUGAUCAGAUCAGAUCUCUGUGCAGAGCGCUGGCUAUUUCAGACUCCUUGUCCAACAAAAACCUCACAUUAUUACAGUUAGUGAAAAUACUAACUGUAUAAUUUUGGCCAACACUGUAAAUAUGGGAACAUUAUAAAACCUUAAAAAUAAAGGUGCUUAAAAGGUCGAUGCCAGAGAUGAAGAAUUCAGUUAAAGUUAUUUUACAGAACCAUCUUAUUCUUACUGUUUUAGUAUUUUAGCAUCCUUUUGCCAAAGAAACGUUUAUGAAACAGAAAAGUUCUUAAGAUGUUAAAGAUGUUCAUAAAGGGAACCACUGACAUUUUUAAUGGCACCGCAAAGCACUUUUAUUAAGGUUUUUGAUAUAAAAGUGUGUUUAGCUAUAAAUAUUAAAUAUAAAAAAAAUGUAUAGGUACACGUACAGGGGCCAUGUCUCAUGCUGAAGAAGUAUAUGAGUGCUCAAUAUAACCGCACUAUAUUAAAGUUUGAAGUUAAACGAGGUGCAAACAAAUAUUCAAAAAGCACAUUCAAAACCACGAUAUAACUCCAUCAUUUUAUAAGACACCUGUCACGUCUCUCACAACAAUGCGCUGCAGACGCACAAGGCGCCGAAACGAUCAAACACGCCCUCUUUCUCUCGCUGCUGUUCCAGAAAGGGAAGUAAACGUGAAGCUGGUUAUCUCCAUUACCAGGCUGACUUUUACGCGAGAGCUACAGGUGUUUGUGACCGAACGGAUCCACCAAACGAAUUCACAUGAACGUUCGGAUUUUCGGAGAAACGCUGACCGACGACGAGCCAAAUGAACCGCGCGCACCCGUUAAACGCGUUUUGUUCCGGAACGUUUUGGUUCUACUGCUGUACGAGCGAGGUCUGAAGAAGCGCUAGGAUGACCAAUGAUACGAGCAACUCGUAUCCGCACGUACGUGUUUGGGCAGCGGGAGUGUCUUUGAUCAUUUUGGCCUUUUUCAACUUGAUCAUCAACUGGACCAUAGUGCGCGAGGAGCACCUGCGGAGCCACGCGCGCUUCGUCCUCGUGUUCCACUUGUUGUUCUCCGCGCUGGUUUACUUCGCGGUCAGCUUUAGCUUCAACUUACAAAGCUACCUGAAACUGGCGACCACGCCGACCGUGUGCAUGGCGUUAAUCAAAGGCCUGAUGACAAGCGGCUCCAAUAUCAUCCUCACCAUCACGGCGAUGGCGCUGGACCGCUACUUCGCCAUAUGCUACCCGCUCCACUACAGCAAAGUUUGUUUCAAACCCUGGCCGUGGGUCAGCGGGAUCCUAACGUGGGGACUCGCGUCGAUUAUUCCUUUCACCCUGUCCACCAGUAUCAAUGUCACCAGGUCCUGUGGAAGGGAAGCUCUGCAAGGCGGAGAAAUGCACAAAAUAGUUUUAAUAACAAUUUGUACCGUUCUCAUCGUGUACAGCUACGUACGGAUCUUGUACGAGGGGCGUCGUCUGGGUGUGCUGAACCGGCGCAACCGAGCUGCAUGCAAGACUAUUGCUCUCCACGGCACCCAGCUCGCCGUCUACAUCCUCCCCAAUUUCUUAAUGUUCUUGCUGUAUAUCCUGCAUACAAAGCAUUUACUCGAGAGCUCCACAAAAGACCUUUUUGCGGUCGUAAGUUUUGCCUUCUUCAGCCUGGCGCAGUGCAUUGCGCCGAUAGUGUACGGACUGCGUAAAGAGGAACUGCUGGAACAUCUUAACCACCGGUUCCCGUGUUUAUCCUGCCGGUUGAAGCGCAUUUUGGAGUGGACCGUCAACAUCACGCAUCCCAAUCGGCGUCGCCAGCAAAGGGAGAGGAGAAUGACUUCAGAGACGUUACUAUCAAGAGAGAUCUCACAGACGACUGUGUGAUAUCUCUGGAUUAGGAGAUGUUGGUUUCUUCAAAAGAAAUAUUUACUUACACAGACUGAAAUGAAUUCACAAUCAAACACUAUGCAAUCCAUCUGGUGUAUUGCAUAUGUUAAGUUCAGCACAUGUUUCACUGAGAAAACAAAGACUUUUAGAAAACUGUGAUUUUUUUUUUUUUUUAAAUUCUGCAAGCCAUAACUUCAUUAAGUUGGAGUAAAAUACAGCAGCUACAGUCUUGAGGAAUUACUUUUGUUGAAGACAGUCAACUGUGAUUUUAUAUUAACUGUAAAUAGUACCGCUGACAAGGAUCAGAUCUUUUAUUUUCCUAAACGCUGUCCAAAUCUCUUUAGUAUCCUCUGAUUUGGCAAAACUUAACAGUAUUUUGCAGUCAUAUAUAUAUAUAUAUAAAUAACUACAACUGUGAAAGCGGUUUGAUGAAAUUGUACUUUGUGUGUAGAUAAGUUGGUGAUUUUUAGUAUUUGAUUUACUGUGCUUGUAACCACAGCAUCCUGAGUUAUGAAGACACACUGGCUUAAUACGGUCUUUUACAAUAUACUGCAUAAAACGUUUGAAUCUGGAAGAUUUCAGAUAUUGAUGAGAACUGCAACACAGAGGAAGUAUUUAUAAUUAUGUCAGGCUAGUGCAGCUGUAUAACCUAUUAUACAAUUAAUUGUUUUUUUUUGUAUGUUUGCUGUUUAAGUUGGUACAUACCUAAUGGGAGAUGCCAAAGAAAAUUAAAGAAUAAAUAAUAUAAUAUAAACGGUUUGACAAAAUAUAGGCAUCACAUGUGCGUAAUUCCUAAAUGGCAGACAUUGUUAUGGUGUUGCCCAUUUGUAUUUAUGUUAAGAGCAUAACGUUACUUAAUUCACAAAUAAAAGAAAUUGGUAACUGAGA
Puntigrus tetrazona (Sumatra barb) is the source of this 3645-nucleotide messenger RNA. RefSeq lists its product as uncharacterized. Lineage: Eukaryota; Metazoa; Chordata; Actinopteri; Cypriniformes; Cyprinidae. Gene Ontology annotation, molecular function: G protein-coupled receptor activity. The coding region runs from base 1786 to 2754 and encodes 322 amino acids. Gene Ontology annotation, biological process: G protein-coupled receptor signaling pathway. The record is from RefSeq and is a predicted model, not a curated record. The transcript has 2 exons. Gene Ontology annotation, cellular component: membrane.